This is a messenger RNA of Prorocentrum cordatum, 1282 nucleotides long. NCBI's taxonomy places the organism in Eukaryota, Dinophyceae, Prorocentrales, Prorocentraceae. The record is from the annotation of a GenBank genome assembly.
GUCCGGGUCUUUGUCUCUGCUCUCGUCUUCUGCCGUUUUGCCUCGUGCCUCUGCCAGUUUCCGGUGCAGCCCACCGCUCGUGUUGACUGGCGCCUGACCGUCUCACGCUUUGGCGCCCACGGGCCGCCCAAAAAGUAGAGGAAAACACGGGCGGAGCGGAUGGCGGCACGGCGGCGAGCGGUGCUGGCUGCGGAUCAGGGCCUGGCUGCCGCCAGGGCACAGGUCUAGCUGUGCAGGCAGUGCGGAACAGCUGCGCGGCGAUCGUGGUGGAGCCAGAUCUGGCUGUCCGCGUCGCGGCGCUCUCUGGGCUCUGCUGCGGGGCGUCGCUCCAUCGGGGGAGGAGGUCCUGAAGAGGAACGUGGCGCUGCACGCGGACGGCAAGGGGCAGUGCAUAGCGUUGGCGUGCGGCGCGCUGGUGCGCAGACUGCAGACCGAUGGCCGCCUGGAGGCGCGCCAGGCGCCGCGGAGGUGCCCCCCGUGUGCGUCGGCUGGGGGUGGAGCGCGGCGGCUUCUCCCUCCGUGCGCGGCGCGGGCGGGCACUUUUGCUUGGCAGGGCGCGGGGACGUCGAAGAGUUGCUGGAGGCGCUGAGGCCCGCCAAAGCGGGCCCGCACGAGGAAAACAGCAUGGAGCAGACGGAGGACGACGACCCCGAGGAGCAGGAUGGCGGGGAUGGCGACGUCGAAGCGGAGUCCGGGAGCGGCGAGUGCGAACCCCCGUCGGCCGACAGCUUCGACGGCUUUGGGGAACCAGGGGCGUGCGUGGGCGAGGGCAUGGAUCAGGCACAAACGUCUUGUCGGCAGGCGGCCUGGAGGACGAGGACUUCGUGCUGGAGGCGCGAGGGCAGCGACGGCGCGGAGGUGGAGGGGCCUGCCUGCCGAGUCCGCAGCAGAACGCCGAGGCCACGCCGAUGCGCCGCCACGAGCGCGGGCGGGCCCACGACGGCGGCCUCUAUUAGACGAGGCGGCGGGGAGGAGCUUCGGCCGCCGCGCGUGGGAGGAGUGCGCCGCCGAGGGCGGCCGCGCCGCGCCGGAGACGCUCCUGAGCGGAUUGCCGUCCGAGAAGGUCGGCAGACUCUUCGAGGUGGGGCUCGCGGCGGAGGAGGUGGUCAAGGAGUUGGGCCUGGCGAAGGGGCGCGGCAGCGCCGAGCAGGAGGCGGAAAGAGGGGUCGCUUUCGAGGCAGGUCGGCCAGGCGGGGCAGGGUGAAGGCGGCCGUGCGCGAGUGCCAUGCGCACAUCGCCCACCGCGGGUGGAACGCUCGCGGCGCCGGCAGAAGCGUCAGAA